AUGCCAAUUGAGGUUAUUGUUGCUGGUCUGCCACGGACGGGAACGACAUCAAUGAAAAUGGCUCUUGAACAAUUAGGCUUUGCAAAGACAAUGCAUACGGAUUCUUGUAUCAAUGAUCCUAAACUAGCGGCAGCCUGGCGAGAAAUUUAUGCAAAUCAUUUAGAGAAAACAUGGACUAGUCAAGAUUGGCGAGACUUUUUUGAUAAACGAUUUCCUGGAUAUGUUGCCGGCGUCGAUUCUCCAUUUGCUGAUUUUGCGGUUGAAAUUGCUCAAGCUUAUCCUGAAGCGAAAGUUAUCCUGCAAGUUCGUGAUCCUGAAAAGUGGUUUAUUUCUUAUCAACGUCUACUUCAUGAAAGACGCUUUUCUAAUUGGGAAGCUUUUUGUAUAUGGCCACUCACCAAUAUCAAUGAAUUCUAUCGAUUAAGACUACAUAGACUUGUCUGGUGGCAAGAUGUAUAUAAUUAUCCAGCCGCAGGCAAAGAGGUUAUGUCACUCUAUAUUGACAAGAUAAAAUCAUCAAUUACCUCUGAAAGAAUGCUGAUUUAUAAAGUACAAGAUGGAUGGGCACCAUUAUGCAAAUUUUUGGACAAGAAAGCUCCAGAAGAAGAGUUUCCUGUGUUGAACGAUGCAGAAUCGCUAGCCGAUGUGAAGAAAAAUUGGAAGAAUGAAGGUUUAAAAGUUUGGAUAGCAUGGUUAAAAGAAACGGCUAUGGUAGCCAUCGGCUUGACAAUCAUUAUUUCGCUCUAUCGACAACGUUCUAUAUUCAGAAGUUUUCCAUACAGCAAUUAA
Rotaria sordida is the source of this 789-nucleotide messenger RNA. The record is from the annotation of a GenBank genome assembly. Lineage: Eukaryota; Metazoa; Rotifera; Eurotatoria; Philodinida; Philodinidae.